This is a messenger RNA of Amoebophrya sp. A120, 1073 nucleotides long. Lineage: Eukaryota; Dinophyceae; Syndiniales; Amoebophryaceae. The record is from the annotation of a GenBank genome assembly.
CACAGAUGAAUUGGAAAUCGAAUUUCUGAAAUGGGCCCUGGGACUGAAAACAUCUUCAUCGUGCGUUCCAAAAAAGUUUGCUGCGUUGAACUGAGCGUUGUGUCUGUAAGCCUCAAGCUUCAUUUCGAGUGAGAGCUGAAGUUGUGACCACAGAGUGCUGUUUUAGUCAUUAGAAAGUUAAAGAGUUCUGAGCGAAAGGACCGCUUGUCACGUCAAACUUAGCACAAGCGCAGUGCGCACGCAGCUAGUUGAGAUCCCAUUCGUCCUAUCAUGCUCGUGUCCAAGAUGCCGAUGCCCGAGUACAAGCGAACGAAGAGCACAGCCGACUGGUCCUCGGGCGAGGAACAGGGGCUUUCUCUCAGCGAAAAGCUCCGUAUGGACAUCGUGAAGCAGCUCGACCGGUACACGGAUGCGAUGAACCUCGAAGCGGAAACCAGAGCGACGAGUGUUUCGGAACUGCAGGACGAAGUAUCACGAGAAAAAAGUGUGGCAGAGGAAACUUGUAAUGCGAAGAUCAUAAGGGAAAACAGGAAGGAAACGAGGCUCCCAAGCGCUUUCUGCAUGAGAAAGGUUGUCUGGGUUGCCGGUCUUGCAGCACAAUGUGUAACUGUAACACUUUUUUCUUGCGAUACGAAGUGCUGGGGCUACAAUGGGAGCUCUCCGUGGCAAACGAGAAGGUCCGAAAGUGCGAAACGCUGUGCCUCGACACCGAAGGACUUCUAGACGAGAACGCGCUCCGCAGCAGCAUUGACGUCGACAAGACGGAGGGAUUCUCCAGAGCCGAGAUGACGCAGGUGAUUCAGGCGCUGUUGCGCGCCCUGCGAGAGUACGAACAAGACCAACACAAGGACAUACAAAAGAUCCCGGACGCAUUUGCAACCGCCGUCCAGGGAAGAUAUGUCAUGUUUUGCGGGUUUGGUUUGAAAAUGAGAUUGGCUGCUGGAUGGACGGAUCGAAUGAACAUGAAUUUCCCGACAAGGAACAAUUUCCGAAUCACGAUUUUCAAGCCCUAGGGCCCUGUUUGGUCGGUGUAUCACUAUUAAAGGUGCGUUGCUAGCUUCCGAAGAUAGAGG